Messenger RNA from Elephantulus edwardii (Cape elephant shrew), 825 nucleotides. RefSeq names its product transmembrane protein 72-like. The coding region runs from base 1 to 825 and encodes 274 amino acids. The transcript has 5 exons. The record is from RefSeq and is a predicted model, not a curated record. Lineage: Eukaryota; Metazoa; Chordata; Mammalia; Macroscelidea; Macroscelididae.
AUGAAGCUCCAACUGUUCUGGACUGGACUGGAAUACACCUGCCGGCUCCUGGGCAUCACCACAGCUGCAGUCCUGAUCGGCGUGGGCACUGAGACCUUACUUCAGGGGAAGUUCACAAGCCUGGCUUUCUAUCUGCUGUUUACUGGAGCCGCUGUCUCUGUGUGUGAAGGUUCCUACUUCAUGGCUCAGCUGCUGGCUACCUGCUUCCAGUGUCAGCCAGGCUCAUUGGCCUACAAGGCAAGGGAGAAAGCCCACUGGCUAGGCUGCUUUCAGAAGUUCCUGGCCUACCUGCUGCUGUCUGUGGCCUGCUUCCUCCAUCCAGUGCUGGUUUGGCAUGUGACCAUCCCAGGCUCCAUGCUCAUCAUUACUGGCCUGGCCUACUUUGUGCUGAGCAAGCGGAAGAAGAGCAAAGCAGCUCCCUGGGGACCAUCCACUCCAGAGUGCUACACCGACCCCUCCAGCAGCACUGUAAAUACCACUGGCUCCGGAGAUACUGAACAAACCUAUAAGUUCCAUGGAGCCCUCAAGGAGGGACCAGGAUCUCUUUUCAUCCACAUGAAGAGCAUCCUGAAGGGUUCCCAGAAGCCCGGUGCCUGCCAGCCUCCAGACACCCUGAUGGAGCUUACCCUAGAGCCCACGGACUCACUAGGCAAGAAGCAAGUGCACUUUGAAGAGAAUGUCGUCAGGAUCAUCCCAUCUCUGACUGAGGAUCAGGAUGAUGGAGAUAGCCAGCCGGAGGAGAACGUCUCUGAUACCACCCCUAUAAUCCCUUCACCAAAGUCUACACUCUUCAUGUCCUCUGUCACAGCUUCGGGCCUCUUCUAA